CCUGCCCAAAAAUGGCUUCUUUCAAAUUUCUUAUAUUCCUUUCGUCUCUCUUCGUGAUUUUGUUGCUUAGCCUUACCAGUGGCAAUGAAGCAGCACCCACUUACAACUCUCAUAUUUGCUCAAACUCAACCUUCUUCACCGCCAACAGCACCUACCAAUCCAAUCUCGACAUCGUCCUCUCUUCUCUUUCCUCUAACGCCACACGGGCCACUGGGUUCUCCAACGCCUCCGCUGGCGAGGUCUCCGGGCUCUUUUUGUGCCGUGGCGAUGUCAACACCACUGCCUGUCAAGACUGCGUUGCCAACGCAACCAAAGAGAUACUAGGACGCUGCCCCUUAGACAAAGUGGCUAUAAUAUGGUACGACGAGUACUUGUUACGUUACUCCAACCAACCCAUCUUCGCCACCGUAACCGUAGUGCCCGCGGUAUCCAUGUCGAGCACGCAGGUUAUCCUAGAGGCAGAGAGUGACCGCUUCAACGAGUUGUUGGCCAGGACAAUGAAUUCGCUGGCGACCCUUGCGUCCAAUUCCUUGACGGCCAAGAAGUUUGCGACGGAGGAAGAGGCGUUCAACAGUUCCCAGAAGCUGUACAGCCUCGUGCAGUGCACGCCGGACCUGACUCUGUCCGAUUGCGAAUUAUGUUUCCAAAGCGCCAUAGGAGGUCUGCCUAUGUGCUGUGGUGGAAAACAAGGCGGAAGGGUUCUGCUACCAAGUUGUAAUAUUAGAUAUGAAUUUUACCCAUUUUAUAACUUCACAGCUACAUCGCCUGCAUUUCCUCCUCCUGCUCCAGGAGGAAGCAAAAUGUCGUCCCUGACAAUUGUUGCCAUUGUUAUCCCAAUUUCUGUCUCUGUGGUUCUUUUCUUCAUUGCCUAUUGCUUCCUUCGGAGGAGAGCAAGGAAGAAAUGCUACACUUUAUUCGAAGAAAAUGCUGGAGUUGAAAUUACAACUAUAGAGUCCUUGCAAUUUGAUUUGGAUACGAUUGAAGCUGUCACGGACAAGUUCUCGGAUGAUAACAAGAUUGGUGAAGGAGGAUUUGGCACGGUUUAUAAAGGCACCCUUCCUGAUGGACAACAAAUCGCUGUGAAGAGGCUAUCUGGAAUAUAUGGGCAAGCUGCAAUAGAACUCAAGAAUGAGGUUGGAUUGGUAGCCAAGCUUCAUCACAGAAAUCUAGUGAGGCUACUAGGAUUUUGUAUGGAAGGAAAAGAGAAGUUGCUUGUUUAUGAAUACGUGCCCAACAAAAGUCUUGAUUACUUUCUAUUUGAUCCGAUAAACAGAAGACAAUUAGAUUGGUCAACACGUUACAAGAUUAUUGGAGGAAUAGCUCGAGGGAUUCUUUAUCUUCAUGAAGAUUCUCGGAUUAGAAUUAUCCAUCGUAAUCUCAAAGCUAGCAAUAUUUUGUUAGAUGGCAAUAUGAAUCCAAAGAUUGCAGAUUUUGGCUUGGCGAGGAUAUUUGUAGUGGAUCAAACUCAAGGAAGUACAAGUCAAAUUGUUGGAACAUAUGGUUACAUGCCUCCAGAAUACGCUAUGCAUGGCCGAUACUCUGUAAAGUCUGAUGUUUUUAGCUUCGGAGUCCUAGUGCUAGAGAUUAUAAGUGGGAGGAAUAACAGCUGUGUCUCUGAAUCAGAACAUGCGGAGGACCUACUGAGUUAUGCUUGGAAACAAUGGAGGAGUGGGACACCCAUGGACUUGUUGGAUCCCACUGUGAGACAUUCUUGUUCAAGAAAUGAGGUCGCCAGUUGCAUCCAAAUGGGCUUAUUGUGCGUUCAGGAAGAUCCGGCAAACCGACCAACAAUGGCGACAAUAGUUCUCAUGCUUAACAGUUACUCUGUUACGCUGCCAUUACCAAAGCAGCCAGCAUUUUUAAAUCGAAGAGGAGCAAAGCCGAACAAGCCAGUGGACCUGCAGUCUGAUCAAUCUACAAGUCCAUCAGUUAAUGAAGCAUCAUUUACUGAAAUAUACCCUCGAUAG
Molecule: messenger RNA, 1967 nt
Organism: Alnus glutinosa
Lineage: Eukaryota; Viridiplantae; Streptophyta; Magnoliopsida; Fagales; Betulaceae
Product: cysteine-rich receptor-like protein kinase 10
Exons: 7
Coding region: 12-1967 (651 amino acids)
Biological process (GO): protein phosphorylation
Molecular function (GO): ATP binding; protein kinase activity
Source: RefSeq, a predicted model, not a curated record